UUUUACACUGUAAUUUCCUAUUUGAUUAAUGUGUGUCAAUGUCAAGGUGAAAAACGGGUGCAGGUAGGAGCUAUCUUUCUUUAUCAGUGAAAAAAACAUUAUUUUAUUAUUAUUAUUAUUUUAGAGUUAGAGUAUGUGCUAACUUGUAUCUAUAGGUACAGUGCAGUCAUAUUUGAAUGACUCUAAAUACAAAAUCUGGAGUGACUCUGACAUACAGUGGGAAGAAAAAGUAUGUGAACCCUUUAGAAUUACCUGGAUUUUUGCAUAAAUUGGUCUUCUAGCCAUCGCCGCUCCACCUUUCAUUUUCCAUUUGUUUUGUCUGUGUAAUAACACAUAAACAAUUAUAAUUGUUCAUGUCUUUAUUGAACACACCCUGUAAACAUUCACAUUCACAUUCACCCUUGAAUUUAAUAACAUUUUUUGUUGUUGAAUUUUACCCCUUUUUCUCCCCCAUUGUUAGUAGUAUCUUGUUUCAUUGCUACAACUCCCGUACGGGCUUGGAAGAGACAAAGGUUGAAAGUCAUGCGUCCUCCGAUACACAACCCAACCAAGCCGCACUGCUUCUUAACACAGCGCGCAUCCAACCCGGAAGCCAGCCGUACCAAUGUGUUGGAGGAAACAUUGUGCACCUGGCAACCUUGGUUAGUGCACACUGCACCCGGCCCGCCACAGGAGUCACGCGAUGAGACAAGGACAUACCGGCCAAGCCCUCCCUCAGACGACGCUAGGCCAAUUGUGCGUCACCCCACUGACCUCCCGGUCGCGGCUGGUUACGACAGAGCCUGGGCACGAACCCAGAGUCUCUGGUGGCACAGCUGGUGCUGCAGUAAGCGCCCUUAACCCGGGAGGCCCUGAACCUCAACCAAAUGUUUUCUGUUGUUGCGAAUCAGACCUGCACAAUGGUCAGGCUAAAUUUUGGACCAUUCCACUUUACAAAACAGUUUCAGAUCCACAAUAUUCUUGGGAUGUCUGGUGUGAACCGCUCUCUUGAGGUCAUGCCACAGCAUCUCAAUCGGGUUGAGGUCAGGACUGACUGGGCCACUCCAGAAGGCACAUUUUUUUCUGUUCAAGCCAUUCUGUUGUUGAUUUACUUCUGUCGUUUGUGUUGUUGUCCUGUUGCAUCACCUAACUUCUUUUGCACUUCAAUUGGCAGACAGAUAGCCUUACAUUCUCCUGCAAAAUGUCUUGAUAAAGUUGGGAAUUCGUUUUUCCAUCGAUGAUAGCAAGCUGUCCAGGCCCUGAGGCAGUAAAGCAGCCCCAAACCAUGAUGCUCCCUCAUAACACACUGUGUGCCCUCAAGUCCCUACUCCACCACUAUCACCUAUCUACAGUACUAAAUCCAUGUGUAUGUAUAGUGUGUGCGCGUGUGUCUGUGCCAGUGUGUGUGUGUUUUGCUUCACAGUCCCCGCUGUUCCAUAAGGUCUGCUUUAUAAAUCUAAUUUUACUGUUUGCGUCAGCUUCUUGAUGUGGAAUAGAGUUCCAUGUAGUCAUGGCUCUAUGUAGUUGUCACGACUCCCACCGAAGUCGGUCCCUCUCCUUGUUCGGGUGGCGUUCGGCGGUCGACGUCCCCGGUCUUCUAGCCAUCGCCGCUCCACCUUUCAUUUUCCAUUUGUUUUGUCUUGUUUUUCCGCACACCUGGUUUAUAUCCCCUCAUUACUCUACGUGUAUAUUAUCCUCUGUUCCCCCCAUGUCUGUGUGUGUUAUUGUUCGUUUCAUUAUGUGUGUGACUCUUCACGCUGGUUUUGCCCUAGGGUAUGGGUGUACCCGUGGUUUUUGUAUUUUGUGCCAUUUUGUGUCAUUUGUGCACAUUCACUUUUUCCCUUGGGCCGGAGUGUUGUGACUCAGUUGCGUCUGGCUGUUUUCCUCUGCCUGAAUAAAGUGUGCCUGUUCACUCAUCUCUGCUCUCCUGCACCUGACUUCCUUCGACCAGUUGCGCACACUCUGACAGUAGUACUGUGUGCCUCCCAUAGUCUGUUCUGGACUUGAGGACUGUGAAGAGACCUCUUGUGGCAUGUCUUGUGGGGUAUGCAUGGGUGUCCGAGCUGUGUGCCAGUAGUUUAGGCAGACAGCUCGGUGCAUUCAACAUUUCAAUACCUUUCAUAAAUAAAAGUAGUGUUGAAGUCAGUCUCUCCUCCACUUUCAGCCAGGAGAGAUUGACAUGCAUAUUAUUCAUAUUAGCUCUCUGUGUACAUCCAAGGGCCAGCCAUGCUGCCUUAUUCUGAGCCAAUUGCCAUUUUCCUAAGUCCUUUUUUAUGGCACCUGACCACACGACUGAACAGUAGUCAAGGUAUGACAAAACUAGGACCUGUAGGACCUGCCGUGUUGAUAGUGUUGUUAAGAAGGCAGAGCAUCGCUUUAUUAUAGACAGACUUCUCCCCAUCUUAGCUACUGUUGUAUCAACAUGUUUUGACCAUGACAGUUUACAAUAUCGUGUUACUCCAAGCAGUUAGUUUAGUCAUCUCAACUUCCCCAAUCUCCACAUUAUUUAUUACAAGAUUUAGUUGAGGUUUAGGGUUUAGUGAGUGUUUUGUUCCAAAUACAAUGCUUUAAGUUUUAGAAAUAUUUAGGGAUAACUUAUUCCUUGCCACCCACACUGAAACUAAUUGCAGCUCUUUGUUGAGUGUUUCAGUAAUUUCAGUCGCUGUAGUAGCUGACGUGUAUAGUGUUGAGUCAUCUGCAUACAUAGAAACUCUGGCUUUACUCAAAGUCAGUGGCAUGUCGUUAGUAAAAAUUGAAAAAAGCAAGGGGCCUAAACAGCUACACUGGGGAAUUCCUGAUUCUAACUGGAUUAUAUUUGACAGGAUUCCAUUAAAGAACACCCUCUGUGUUCUGUUAGACAAGUAACUCUUUAUCCACAGUAUAGCAGGGGGUGUAAAGCCAUAACACAUACGUUUUUCCAGCAGCAGACUAUGAUCAAUAAUGUCAAAAGCUGCACUGAAGUCUAACAAGAGCCCCCACAAUCGUUUUAUCAUCAAUUUCUCUCAGCAAAUCAUCAGUCAUUUGUGUAAGUGCUGUGCUUGUUGACUGUCCUUUCCUAUGAGCAUGCUGAAACUCUGUUGUCAGUUUGUUUACUGUAAAAUAGCAUUGUAUCUGGUCAAACACAAUUAUUUCCAGAAGUUUACUAAGGGUUGGUAACAGGCUGAUUGGUCGGCUAUUUGAGCCAGUAAAGCUUCCCUCCAGGUCUGAGGGCACACGCUCUCUAGGAGGCUUAAAUUGAAGAUGUUGCAAACAGGAGUGGCAUAUUUCUGCUAUUAUCCUCAGUAAUUUUCCAUCUAGAUUGUCAGACCCUGGUGGCUUGUCAUUGUUGAUAGAGAACAAUAUUUUUUUUCACCUCUUCCACACUGACUUUACGGAAUUCAAAAGUACAAUUCUUGUCUUUCAUAAUUUGGUCCGAUAUACUUGGAUGUGUAGUGUCAGUGUUUGUUGCUGGCAUGUCAUCCCUAAGUUUGCUUAUCUUGCCAAUGAAAAAGUCAUUAAAGUAGUUUGCAAUAUCAGUGGCUUUGUGAUGAAUGAGCCAUCUGAUUCAAUAAAUGAAGGAGCCGAGUUGGCUUUUUUACCCUAAAUUUAAUUUAAGGUGCCCCAAAGCUUUUUACUAUCAUUCUUUAUAUAAUUUAUCUUUGUUUCAUAGUGUAGUUUAUUUUUUUAUUUUAUUUAGUUUAGUCACAUGAUUUCUUAAUUUGCAGUACGUUUGCCAAUCAGUUGGGAUGCCAGACUUAAUUGCCAUACCUUUCGCCUCAUCCCUCUCAACCAUCCUCAUCAAUCCAAGGGGAUUUUAACCGUUUUUACAGUCAUUUUCAUAAUGUGUGUGUGCUUAUUAGUAACUGGAAUAAGUCAUUUCAUAAAUAUGUCAAGUGCAGCGUCUGGUUGCUCCUCAUUACACACCACAGACCAGCAAAUAUUCUUUACAUCAUCAACAUAUGAAUCACUACAGAACUUAUUCUAUGACCUCUUAUACACUAUAUUAGGCCCAGUCUUUGGAACUUUGGUUUUCCUAGAUAUGGCUAGUAUAUUGUGAUCACUACAUCCUAUGGAUUUGGAUACUGCUUUAAAGCAAAUAUCUACACUGUCACGAAAGAUGUGAUCAAUGCAUGAUUUAAUUCCUGUGCUCUUUGUAACUACCCUGGUAGGUUGACUGACGACCCGAUCCAGGUUGCAGGCACUGGUUACCGUUUGAAGUUUUUUCCUGAGGUGGCAGCUUGAUUAUAGCUAGUCAAUAUUUCAAUCACCAAGAAAAUAAGCAUUUCACACAUAUUAUCCAGAUACUGACUGUUAGCACUUGGUGGGUCUAUAGCAGCUUCCCACAAGAAUAGGCUUUAAGUGAGGCAGAUGAGCCUGUAGCCAUAUUACUUCAACAGUAUUUAACAUUCGAUCGUCGCUAAGCUUUACAGGAAUCUGGUUCUGAAUAUAGACUGCAACACCGCCUCCGUUGGCAUUUCUGUCUUUUCGGGAGAUGUUAUAACCAUGUAUUUCUACCACUGUAUUAUCAAAGGUAUUAUCUUAGUGAGUUUCAGAGAUAGUCAGAAUCAGUGGCUUCUUCCAUGGUGUCCUCCCAUGAACACCAUUCUUGUUUAGUGUUUUACGCAUUGUAGACUCGUCAACAGAGAUGUUAGCAUCUUCCAGAGAUUUCUAUAAGUCUUUAGCUGACACUUUAGGAUUCUUCCUGUUUGGCCCUGUCCGGGGGUAUCAUCGGAUGGGGCCACAGUGUCUCCUGACCCCUCCUGUCUCAGCCUCCAGUAUUUAUGCUGCAGUAGUUUAUGUGUCGGGCGGCUAGGGUCAGUUUGUUAUAUCUGGAGUACUUCUCCUGUCUUAUCCGAUGUCCUGUGUGAAUUUAAGUAUGCUUUCUCUAAUUCUCUCUUUCUUUCUCUCUCUCGGGGACCUGAGCCCGCGGACCAUGCCUCAGGACUACCUGGCAUGAUGACUCCUUGCUGUCCCCAGUCCACCUGGCCGUGCGGCUGCUCCAGUUUCAACAUUUCUGCCUGCGGAUAUGGAACCCUGACCUGUUCACCGGACGUGCUACCUGUCCCAGACCUGCUGUAAUCAACUCCCUGGAGACAGCAGGAGCGGUAGAGACAAGGAGGGGCUGUGACUGAGAUGGGAGAGCUGCUGUAGCUGGGUCCAAUUCUAAGGAUGCUGGGGUGGAAGUGAGGUUCUAUAGCGGUUCCACGGCAGUUCCACAGUACCACCAGGCAGGAACCAACGCUGGGAUGCAGAACCUACGACAAGCAGCCACGGAGGCUUUCCAUCGCCUGGGUCUGAAGCAAAGACAGCUGGGAUAUGAGGAGUUGGAUGAGACAGACCCGUCCAACUCCAAGCCCCGGCCUCACUGGUUCCACACGCUGCAGGUCCGCAGGCUGGCGGUCCAGAGAGGACGCAGCAACAGUGACCCUAUGGGAGGGAAGAGUUUCGAUCAGGACUUCCAAUGGUCCUCACAGAAAACAGGCCUACAGUUUGGCACAGCCAACUCCUACCUGAACCUGGAGAAGAUAGGGGAGGGGACAUACGCUACAGUCUACAAGGGAAUCAGCCGGAUAAACGGGCACCUGGUGGCCUUGAAGGUGAUCCGUAUGAAGACGGAAGAAGGCGUACCAUUCACUGCCAUCCGAGAGGCCUCCCUCCUGAAAGGCCUGAAACACGCCAACAUUGUCCUGCUCCAUGACAUCAUCCACACCAAAGAGGCACUGACAUUUGUCUUUGAGUACGUACAAACAGACUUGGCUGAGUAUAUGACGCAGCACCCAGGAGGCCUGCAUUCCUGCAAUGUCAGGAUCUUCAUGUUCCAGCUGCUGCGGGGUCUGUCCUACAUCCACGGUCGGAGGAUCCUGCAUCGGGACCUCAAACCCCAGAACCUGCUCAUCAGCUACCUGGGGGAGCUCAAACUGGCCGACUUCGGGCUGGCCCGGUCCAAGUCCAUCCCGUGCCAGACCUAUUCGUCUGAGGUGGUGACUCUGUGGUACCGGCCUCCUGAUGUCCUCCUGGGUUCCACUGAUUACUCCACUGCUCUGGACAUCUGGGGAGCUGGAUGCAUCUUCAUUGAGAUGCUCCAGGGGACGCCAGCCUUUCCAGGGGUGGCAGACGUCUUUGAGCAGCUGCAGAACGUAUGGACUGUCGUAGGGGUCCCGACUGAGGAGACGUGGCCAGGAGUGAACGAGCUGCCCAACUUCAGACCAGAGUCGUUUCAACCAUGUCAGCCCCAGCAAUUCAGGAAUGUUUGGAAAAGACUGUCCAAGUUGCCCUAUAAGACAGAGGACCUGGCCCAGAAGAUUCUGAUCACCAUCCCACGAGACCGCAUCUCGGCCCAGGAUGCACUGCAGCACCCCUAUUUCAACACGCUACCGCCCCCCAUCAUGCAGCUACGAGACACUGUAUCAGUCUUCAAGGUCCCCGGAGUGAGGCUGGAGACAGAGGUGAAGGAUAUCUUCAGUCCCAGUCUAAGGAUCAGACCGUCCCAGCUGGUGCCCUUGGCUAAGUGCUGGUGAUAAUGGACCCCUAACCCACUGGGCUUGACCCCUAACCCCAGGCCCAUAGCCCUGCCUGCAGGCUAGACCACCAUCUGAUCAAGAUGGAGAGGCAUGAGGUCCUCCACCAAUCUCUGCUCUUGACUCCACCCAGCAUUCCUCAGUCACAGUUCCCAUGUUUUUUUAAUUUUUUUAAAUUUUUAUUUUACCUUCAUUUAACCAGGCAAGUCAGUUAAGAACAAAUUCUUAUUUUCAAUGACGGCCUAGGAACAGUGGGUUAACUGCCUGUUCAGGGGCAGAACGACAGAUUUGAACCUUGUCAGCUCGGGGGUUUGAACUUGCAACCUUCCGGUUACUAGUCUAGCGCUCUAACCUGCCGCCCCAUGUUGUAAGAAGACAGGAGAGAAGAGGGAGGUUUUGAAUGGUACCUGGUAUAUCACAUAUUAGAUGAUGUCAGAAGUACUGUAUGCACUGUAUAUACUCUCUAUCUGAGACCCGGUGUCUGUUGUUGGUGGCAACGGAAAGCUAGGCAAUGUCUAAGAGAACUGUCAGGAAGCUCAGAACAGCUUAACAUCUUCCUUCUGCUGAACCACCUCCUCCUGCGUCCUCCCUCUCCUUCUCCUUCUCCUUCUCCUUCUCCUUCUCCUUCUCAGAGCGUCUCCCUGGACUCACUAUGCUCUCUCUGCCUCCUCCUAAAUCUACACUGAGAUUCAAUGAUGACUAAGGGUUUGUUUUGCAGAUGACUGUUUUAUUUUGUACUGCCAAAACAUGCAUAUAUUAUAUACCUCUUAUAUUAAUCAGGUCCUUGUGAACCAUGAUUGUUCUUUUGCACAGCAUGUGGGUGGGUAUCCCUACGACAGAACGACUGUGACGGUUGUGUGUACACUGUAACUCAUGUCGUAUUGUACCGUGAAACUGCCUCCUCGACACCCCACAUAGCGUAUUUUUCGGCAAUCUUGUGAUGUCCACUCUUCAAUUGUCCUACACUUGGGUGCAGGUUUGCCUUUAAAAUGUGUGUGUGUGUGUGUGUGUGUGUGUGUGUUUCGUGAAAAUGAGUGAAGGAGUGUGUGAGUCAAUAAAUGUUGCAGUAAUGAUA
This is a messenger RNA of Oncorhynchus keta (chum salmon), 7551 nucleotides long. Its product is annotated as cyclin-dependent kinase 15-like. Gene Ontology annotation, molecular function: cyclin binding; cyclin-dependent protein serine/threonine kinase activity; ATP binding. Gene Ontology annotation, biological process: protein phosphorylation. The coding region runs from base 5205 to 6476 and encodes 423 amino acids. The record is from RefSeq and is a predicted model, not a curated record. The transcript has 14 exons. NCBI's taxonomy places the organism in Eukaryota, Metazoa, Chordata, Actinopteri, Salmoniformes, Salmonidae. Gene Ontology annotation, cellular component: cytoplasm; nucleus; cytosol.